AUGGCAGAAUCAGAGACUUCAAGUACUUCAGAGACAAGUGAUUCUACUAUCGAGCCAUUUCUGUUUCAAGCAGUUUUACAGGGAUUGAAUUCCGCGGCAAACGAUGUAACAGAAUCUGAUGACUACUUAUCUUUCAGCACAGUUUUAGAUAUUUAUUUAAAUGACCCUUCGAAGUAUUCUUAUGAGGAGCGAGAAAUCUUGUUGGAUGAAGUUUUGAAGGUUUUGAAUGAACAUAAAGCUUUGACUUAUGAAAUUGGGUGGGAUAUACCAAGUUUGUUAAUACCUUAUGUUGAUUCCAACUUUCAAUUUAAUCUGGCUAUAAGAGAUGCUCCUUGCGUUUAUAAAAUUAUCAAAAUAUUUGAAUGCUUAGCAUUAUAUGGGAAUCCUAAGGAGUUAUUUUUGCAAUCAUGUGAAUUACUCAGCAAGAUAAGCGUCAAUGACUCGACUGUCGCUGAUGAUAUUAAGGAAAUGUUUUUUGAUAUAAAAUUGUAUUGCGUUUUCGAGCUUAUUAACAGCUGUUUGAAGAAAAUAAGAACGCUUUAUCCAUCCAGGUUUUUAGCGAUGACGGUGAGUUCUUUCAUUAACUCACAUUAUAAGAAUUCCGACUUGGUUUCGGGGGAUAGUAACUUCAUUUUGACAAGAGCUUAUACCUUUCUCAGAGACUAUUCGAGUCCACCAGUUCCAGAUGAUACGAAAGGACUUUCAGAUAAAGAGCUUGCUAAAAUACGUGAGGAUGAGAAUUAUUUGCAGAGAAAGCUAUUGACGGGCUUUUUGACAGAGACCAUAAGCUUGCACGAAAAGCGCCAUUUAUUUGGAUUUUCCUUUGAUCACGUAUCUUAUCUCCGAUUGCUUAAUGGAAUAGAUGAUGAAAAAAACUACAAGAUCGAACAUGCCGUCUUGGACAGGUUUUUAGAGCUUGCUUAUUCAUUUGACUUAUCCUUGUCUAAGACAUUCAAGGAGUACUUGAUUAAUUCCCAUGAAUUGCUACACACUAUCAAUUACAACUCGAGGGAUGAAGACUCGAUAAGUGCGGAAGUCUUUGAAAAAGUUAUUAUUGAUUAUCAGAAAAAUGUUGCCUCAUCCUUAAUCGAUAGUGAUGCGAAUGAAAUCAAGGAUUCAGUGAUAGGUCGUUUGAUACUAUUCACUUACCAAAUUGCAAAAGAACGAUCUUUUGACAAAAUAGAGCUUGGAUUUCGAGAUGCUCUUGCCUUUACGAUAAGGUCUUUGAUUCCAGGAUUAGUUCUGUCUUCUUUCAGACAGAGAGGUUUGCAGGAUACAGCUGUUUUUUGGUCUUGGUAUUCUCUUCACCAGCUGUCAUUAAAUAAUAAGAAGAUUGAACUAGAAAUAGAAGCUGUUCCAAAGGAACUUUUGAUAAUAUAUUAUCAGAUUUUGUUAUUUUGUUGCAUAUCUAGCAAGCCACAAUCGAAUUUUAGGUAUUGCACAUUAACGUUACUAUCUAGGGUCCUUUCCUUAUCACCAGAGGAUACGGCAUAUUCUUUCAUUCAGGACUCUUUGCUGAACUGCCCCUAUGAUGCUGUUAAGUCAGACUUGGUUGGUAUCCUUAAGCAGAUGCUCACGAAGGAAAAAGUUAACGUUGCUGAAUUAGAACAAAAUUUAUCAUCUUUGGGAAUAAGUUCUUCAUCGCAAGAGAAUGAACAGAGUUUAAAUAUUAAACAGAAAGAACCCAAAAAAUACUUUUCUCUUGAUGAAACAAAGGCAAAAGAUAUUUUGGAAUUGCUUGAUAGCGCUAUUGAUACUACAUUCCUAGAAAUUGAAACAGAGGAGGAAGAAAACAGUAAAUCGUCGUCACUUCUGAUUAACCCUGGCACUUUCGGGCUAUUGUCUUCUUAUUUAAAUCUUUUGGUGGUUAUUAAGGAUAACGAGAAUCUAUCUAAGCAAGAAAAUAAGCUUCUGGCUCUAUUGGACAAAGUAACAACGAAUACACUGACACUCAAGGAUCAACUCGAACAGAGUGGCAAAACGUCAUCCUUUGAGUACAAUGCAACUGGAAUCUUAGGUGUGGCUAUUGAACGGAUCACUAAUAAAAAUAAAAGUAAAGCCUAA
This is a messenger RNA of Priceomyces carsonii, 2064 nucleotides long. RefSeq names its product Ybp1p (gene YBP1). Gene Ontology annotation, biological process: cellular response to oxidative stress. Bases 1 to 2064 code for a protein of 687 amino acids. The transcript has a single exon. Lineage: Eukaryota; Fungi; Ascomycota; Pichiomycetes; Serinales; Debaryomycetaceae. Gene Ontology annotation, cellular component: cytoplasm. The record is from RefSeq and is a predicted model, not a curated record.